This is a messenger RNA of Spinacia oleracea (spinach), 3049 nucleotides long. RefSeq lists its product as uncharacterized. Gene Ontology annotation, biological process: protein phosphorylation. Lineage: Eukaryota; Viridiplantae; Streptophyta; Magnoliopsida; Caryophyllales; Amaranthaceae. The record is from RefSeq and is a predicted model, not a curated record. The coding region runs from base 249 to 2438 and encodes 729 amino acids. The transcript has 22 exons. Gene Ontology annotation, molecular function: ATP binding; protein kinase activity; protein serine/threonine kinase activator activity.
CAAUUUUGAGGAAGAAAGAAAAAGGAAAAAGAAAAAGAAAAGUAGGUGGUGGUGCUGCUCGUAAUUAACAAAUCCUAGAAUCUACUGUGUCUUUGAGAGAGGAGUAGUACUCCGUAUUCAUCAGCAGGAGUAGGGAGUAUAUAUAUAAUAAUAUAUCCCGUGAAAACCUUUUUUUGGGUUUUUGAUUUUGAAAUCCAGUGGUGGUUUUGGAGCUGGAAAUUCAGUGGUUUUCCGAGCUGUUUUAGGGUAUGGGGAGGUCUGGACAUGCUAUACGGAGCUAUACCGUGAAUUCGAAUGACUAUAAGCUUCUGGAGGAAAUUGGAUUUGGAGCAAGUGCGACGGUUUUCCGAGCGAUCUAUAUUCCUUAUAAUGAGGUCGUUGCUAUCAAGUGUUUGGAUCUUGAUCGAUGCAAUAGUAAUUUGGAUGACAUUAGGAGGGAGGCACAAAUGAUGAGUUUGAUUGAUCAUCCAAAUGUAGUCAGAGCAUUUUGUUCAUUUGUCGUGGAUCGAAACCUCUGGGUUGUUAUGCCAUUUAUGGCUGAAGGUUCUUGCUUACACCUGAUGAAGACAGCGUACCCUGAUGGGUUUGAGGAACCUGUAAUUUGUUCCAUCUUGAAAGAAUCACUGAAAGCUUUGGAGUAUCUCCAUCAGCAUGGACAUAUUCAUCGGGAUGUUAAGGCUGGGAACAUCCUCCUUGAUACUAAUGGGCUCGUGAAGCUUGCUGAUUUUGGUGUUUCUGCUUGCAUGUUUGAUAGUGGUGAUAGGCAGCGGUCGAGAAAUACAUUUGUUGGAACUCCAUGCUGGAUGGCCCCUGAAGUGUUGCAACCAGGAAGUGGAUAUAAUUUCAAGGCUGACAUAUGGUCAUUUGGAAUCACUGCACUCGAAUUAGCUCAUGGUCAUGCACCCUUCUCAAAAUAUCCACCAAUGAAGGUUCUGCUUAUGACUAUACAAAAUGCUCCACCAGGGCUUGAUUACGACCGUGAUAAAAAGUUCUCAAAGUCUUUUAAAGAAAUGGUUGCAAUGUGUCUUGUGAAAGAUCAAGCAAAACGGCCUACUGCUGAGAAGCUACUCAAGCAUUCUUUCUUUAAACAUGCCAAGCCGCCUGAGUUUUCUGUGAAGAAACUGUUAGCAGACUUGCCACCACUUUGGGACCGUGUGAAAGCCCUGCAGCUUAGAGAUGCCGCUCAACUUGCUCUAAAGAGAAUGCCUUCGGCAGAGCAAGAGGCUAUAUCACAGAAUGAAUACAAGAGAGGUGUUAGCGCGUGGAAUUUUGAUAUUGAGGACUUGAAAGCACAGGCUGCACUGGUGCAAGAGGAAGAGGAUUUGGCAGAAAUUAAGGAAGCUGAUGAAAGUGUAAAAUCUGCUACUAGCAGUAAGGACGCACCAUACUACGGAUCUGUUUCAGGAAACUCUAAUCCCCCGAACAAUUUCAUUAACAGAAAACAAGGUAAUGUUGACGAGGUCGCCGUAACACCAACUGAAGGUGCCAGCUGUAAAAUCAGAACUGGAAAUGAGUUUGAUUUUUGCAGUCAUGGUAAAAAUAUUGUUGAGAAAGAUGGAGUUGAUCUUGGGUCGGGAGCACCUGCUUGUGAGAUGGACGCAGCGCAAGUGAAGGUUAACCCUCAAGUAGUGAAAGGUCGUCAGAGUCAGAGUGGGCCGCUUAUGCCUGGAAUUGUGCUGGGUCAGACAUCCACAGAAAGAAGCCGUGUCAGUGAAAGGCCUGAGAAUGAAAAUCAAUCAGCAGCAGAGAAAAGUAACCGUGGUUCACGUAGGGUUCCUAGCUUCAGUGGCCCACUGAUGUUACCAACACGAGCUUCAGCAAAUAGCUUGUCAGCACCGAUUAAAUCUUCAGGAGGAUACAGAGAUUCUUUAGAUGAUAAAUCGAAGGCUAAUUUGGUUCAAAUAAAGGGCCGCUUCUCUGUGACAUCAGAGAGUCUAGAUGUUGUUAAGGAUAUGAUGACAUCAACAUCUACAUCUCGGAGAUCUUCACAGGGUUCACCUUUGAGAAAGUCAGCUAGUGUCGGCGAUUGGAUUUCUGAAUCAAAGAAAACUAUAACCAGUCAGCCAUCUGGAGACAUAAACAGUGGUAAUGUGUCUGCGUCACUUCUCUUGCCGCACCUGCAAAAUCUCUUUCAACAGACUGCAAUCCAGCAGGAUCUAAUAACAAGCUUGUUAAAUAGCUUGCAAUCAACAGAAGGUGAUGGUUCUCAAAAUGGGAAGCCUCCAGCAGUGCCAACAUCUGGCAGUCCAGAAAAUGGAAUUGUAGAGACAGUAGCUUCAGAAAGGGAACGAUUACUUCUUAAUAAGAUAUCAGACCUUCAAGCGAGGAUGGCUAGUUUGUCUGAAGAAUUAAGUGCCGAGAAACACAAACAUUUGCUGUUGCAACAACAGUUGAAUUCAGUCUCCAGUCAGGAAGAAGACGACGAAGUGGUUAAUUAAAGGAAGCAACUUUAGUUUCUUGUACAGUGCGAGUAUAGUGUAUAUUCAGGUAAUAGGUCUUGAGCUCACAAACCUAUCCUUUGGGUAUGCUACAAGAGUAACUCAAGCUGAUGCCUUGUUUUGGUGAAUAUAAAAGAGGAAAUAGCUGCCGGUCCUCCUUCUAGGUCCGGUUUCCAUCCUUAAGUUUUUACUAAAUAUUAUAUCCCAGAUGCUUCUGGCAGAUCCCUUGGUUUCUUGGAAAAAGAACGCUGAUGAUGAUGAUGAUGAUGAUGAUGAUGAAGAUAACUGAAAGUAUAUUCUUGAUUUUAUUAUAUGUUCAAGGGAUCUACAGGAAGCAGAUUCUGUCGAGUCUCCGUCCGAGAGGAGUGUGUAUAGGCUGUUUCAAAAUACUUUGUGGGGGGUGGGAUUGGUUUGUAUUUUUAUUAAAAAAUAUUUAUUAUUUUCUUCAAUGGUUUGAGUAGAGAGAGCAUCAUAUUGAAUGCCUAGGGAUUAGAAUAAGCUUGAUGUAAUCUUUAUUUUUAGGGCUAUAUUCUACGAACAUUCUUGUAGUUUUGACAAUUCUAUUUGGCUCCAAAAAGUAUGAUAUUCAUAUGGUAAUGGUACCCUUCCAA